GCCCGCAGGGCGCGUUUGUUUACCCGCGCGCGACCAAAAUUGUAUCGACACGGUGGAUUGCUGCCGAAGCACCCAAGAAGCCGCUGGCGCGCCCGGUCUCUUAGGCAGCGCCGUCCUGCUGCCCUCGGACCUCGAGCCAGCCGGAGGCGCACGUCGACUUGAGGCCAAGGCCACGACCCGCGGGCGACGGCACCGCUGAGAUAGCUGUGCCAUGAUUUUCUCCAACACCUGCAACUUUUCGGCCGUGACCGCCGUGUUGCUGCUGAUGCCCCUGUCGUGGCCGUUCGUGCUGUGCUUCUCGUGCCGCGUGGCCACGUGGAUGUACCGCCUGUAUCUGGCCGCACUGGGAGGCAUGGUGGUGGCCGCCACCUGCCUGCCCAGCAGCCAGCAGGGCAUCGUGGCCGACAUCUACCGUUACUCCGUUCCGCCGGACUUCGACGCGGACAUCUUGGAGCAGGACGCCGCUUACGGAGGCGUGACCGGCACGGAGUCCUUCUUGUUCAAGUCGUCCGGGCACGUGUCCGUCGCCGAGGCCCAGCGGCAGAUCGGCUCCAGCGGAAGUGCGGACGUACAAGGCUGCUGCAGUCCCCGCCCGCUUUCCGACAUUGCUUUCGACUAACGGACCGCAAAUAAACGCCGCGCACGCCGAUGAAACCUGA
Molecule: messenger RNA, 659 nt
Organism: Dermacentor andersoni
Lineage: Eukaryota; Metazoa; Arthropoda; Arachnida; Ixodida; Ixodidae
Source: RefSeq, a predicted model, not a curated record